AUGACUGAUUUGACCAAUAAAUUUAAAUCAUACCUCCACAUUAUCCAGGAUAGUGGUUUUACUGCUGAGGAUGGAUCCGAUGGAUUCAAGGGAAAUGAAUCGAGCACUAAUAAAAGUAAGGAAACUGAACGUCUAAGGCUACAGGAUUCGUUCAUUAAGGAAUGUUACGAUCUAUUAAAAUCAUUGACACAAUUGCGUAAGAUUUUAAAAUCUGUAAGGCCAAGCUAUAUGAAUGAAGAUGAAAUGAGUGAAGAAGAAAAGGACGACGUAGAUACUGAAUUGAGACUACAAUUCCAACAGUAUAUUCAAAAAUUUAGAUUAAUGGAAAGAUAUGAAAAUGAAAGGCAGAGGUUGAUUUCAGAGGAAUUUUUAUCCUCAAAGGCAUAUUUGAAAAGUUUCUUUCAGGGAAUUAGUUCUGAAAAGUUGACAUUAUUUCACAAAGCCAACAAUGAAUUUAGAUUGGGAGUGCUCAAAUCUUUGAGCAUGUGGCUCAACAUCUUCUCUAGUGAAUUUUCCUCUAUGCAGCAGGAGAGACUGGAUGCACAGAGGAAAUUUGAAGCUCUUGACUUCAAUUCAGGACUGCAGAAUGUCGUUAGCGUCAGUUCAGUAUCACAGACACCAGUUGUGGAGUCAACCCAAGAAGAAGUUAGACAUUAUGAAGAAACGGUUUCCAAAUUGACACAAGAACAAUUGCAGUUGUUGGAGACUGAACACGAGGAAAUGUUGAAUAAAAAAAAUGAGCAGUUGAAAAAAGCUGAACAGUUGAACAAGACAAUUAUAGAUAUCGUUGGUAUUCAACAUGAAAUUUCAGCACACUUGCAAGAACAAUCUCAAAAUAUUAAUAGCGUAUUGGAUAAUCAAGAAGACGUGGAAAUAAAUAUACGAGAAGGUAAUAAGCAGCUGACGAAGGCAAAGAAAUCGGCUGGCAAAGCCGCUAAGAUGAUGACUUACAUGGCAAUUAUAAUGGGGUUUAUGAUACUUUUCUUGGAUUAUAUAAGUUAA
Messenger RNA from Zygosaccharomyces rouxii, 1002 nucleotides. It is a transcript of the gene UFE1, whose product is annotated as Ufe1p. NCBI's taxonomy places the organism in Eukaryota, Fungi, Ascomycota, Saccharomycetes, Saccharomycetales, Saccharomycetaceae. The record is from RefSeq and is a predicted model, not a curated record. The transcript has a single exon. Gene Ontology annotation, biological process: retrograde vesicle-mediated transport, Golgi to endoplasmic reticulum. Bases 1 to 1002 code for a protein of 333 amino acids. Gene Ontology annotation, cellular component: endoplasmic reticulum; SNARE complex.